Messenger RNA from Cucurbita maxima (winter squash), 1002 nucleotides. RefSeq lists its product as uncharacterized. The record is from RefSeq and is a predicted model, not a curated record. The coding region runs from base 319 to 747 and encodes 142 amino acids. The transcript has 2 exons. NCBI's taxonomy places the organism in Eukaryota, Viridiplantae, Streptophyta, Magnoliopsida, Cucurbitales, Cucurbitaceae.
GUUAUCCUAUUCAGUUUUGAUUGUUAUCACUCACAAUCAAACAACAGUUAAACCAGAAGAGUAGAAACCGUGUCCUGAAGGGGCCUUCUUUCAGCAAUAGUUUCAAAAAAAGAUUCGAGUUCGUGUUUCUUUUUAAAAGGAUGUCUUAUUCUAACCACUCUUGUUCCGUGUCCGUGUUCGUGUCCUUAAAAGAGAUAAGAUAGCUUUAGUGGAUCAAAAGAAGACUUCCCUGCCAUUUUGUAUAGGUAUAUCACACCAUUCCUAACAGCCAUAUACAGAAGGAUCUAGAUAACACAAAACCCACCUGUUUCUAUUACUAUGGGAAGAAGAAGGGAGCUAAGCUUGAUGUUCUUGCUGUUUUGUUCUACCAUACCAGCCAUUUCAUCUGCUCGCCAACAACAAAUCCUCCCAACAGAGCCAAAUUACCACCAGAAAACUAAUGCAGAAAAACAUGGCCAGGAUGGUGUCACUAACCGGAUUAGCAGCAUAUACAGUGCAAGGGCAAUCACCGUUUCUCAAGGGAUUGGUCAUGGAAGUGCCGCCGGUGGCGGAGAAAAUGGUGGUGGCGGUAGACCUCAAGCAGGAGGCGGAGGUGCGGCCGUAAUCCCUGUUUAUGCCGCUGGUUCGGCACAAGCACAUCAUCGCCAAGGUCGACCGCGCAAUGCAGGAAAUCACUAUGAAAACAACAUGGGGCUUCUGGUAGCUUCAGUUUUGGCCGCCAUUGCUCAUCUCCAUUUAGUUUUCUGAUAUCAAGGCUGCUUCCGUACAAGAACAUUGUUAAUCUGUUGAUUGAGGUGUGUGCUUCAUCUUUCUUGUUGGAUCUUUCUUUCCUGUUAAGGUCAAGAAAAGUGCAUAAUAAUUGGCUUGCAAAUGAUUGUAUAUACAGAGUCAGAACCUCAUAAACUCUUUUUUUGUUUGGUAGCUGUUGUCUUGUACAGAGACAGUAGCCUCUUAAUUGCGUCAAUUACAUGAUUUUCUGACUGGAAAUGCAACCAAAAUUCU